AUGGGCAUCUUCUCGCGUCGCCGCAAGUCGGACGACACCGCCGUCACGCAAACCGCUCCAGACCUCAGCAAAGAACAAAUUAAGCGCGCAACUCGCACGCGCAAAAUAUGGGCGCUGAUCACAUCCUUCUUCCUCUUCAUCACACUCAUCUUCCUGAUCCUCGUCAAUAUCUCUGGUGUACGCAACAAGGCCGUUAUCAAGGAUUGGUACUUCAUUCGACUCGACCUGAGCCACAUCGUGCCUGCCAGCGUACCGAAUUUCGCUCUUAUCAACACUAUCGCGCAAACGCUGGGACUGCAUGACUUCUAUCAAGUUGGGCUAUGGGGUUUCUGCGAGGGAUACGCGGGUGAGGGCGUGACUUUCUGCAGUGAGCCAAAGACGCUAUACUGGUUCAACCCUGUGCAAAUCCUGCGUAAUGAGCUUCUUGCUGGGGCUUCGAUCAACCUUCCCGCCGACAUCAACGACAUUCUCGACCUUAUCCAUCUCGUCUCCAACUGGAUGUUCGGUCUCUUCCUCACCGCAACGGUCUUGUCUUUCGUCCUCAUCUUCGUCAUGCCCAUCUCCAUCUACACGCGCUGGCUUACCCUCGUCGUCGCAAUCCUCGCCUUCCUCAACGCCCUCUUCGUAACCGUCGCCUCGGUCAUCGCAACCGUCAUGUUCAUCAUCUUCCGCAACACUAUCGGUGGUGUGGCUGAACUGAACAUAUCUGCAGAGAUAGGCACCACCCUCUUCGCCUUCAUGUGGGUGGCAAGUGCCUUCGCCAUCUUUGCAUGGCUAGUACAGAUGGGGCUUUGCUGCUGCUGCGCCUCAAGGAGAGAUGUCAAGAAGGGCAAGAAGAGAGGAAACGAGAAGGCGUACCACAUGGACGCUGCUGGCACAGAGGCAGGCGGCAUCAGGGACACCAACAUGGUCGCCGGCGAAGUGAAUGAGAAGCCACAAAAGAAGAAGUACCAGUUCUGGAAGCGUGGUUAG
Alternaria ethzedia is the source of this 972-nucleotide messenger RNA. RefSeq lists its product as uncharacterized. The record is from RefSeq and is a predicted model, not a curated record. Lineage: Eukaryota; Fungi; Ascomycota; Dothideomycetes; Pleosporales; Pleosporaceae. Bases 1 to 972 code for a protein of 323 amino acids. Gene Ontology annotation, biological process: fungal-type cell wall organization. Gene Ontology annotation, cellular component: cell cortex of cell tip; plasma membrane. The transcript has 2 exons.